Marchantia polymorpha subsp. ruderalis is the source of this 2535-nucleotide messenger RNA. The record is from the annotation of a GenBank genome assembly. NCBI's taxonomy places the organism in Eukaryota, Viridiplantae, Streptophyta, Marchantiopsida, Marchantiales, Marchantiaceae.
GAUUUGGAGCCCGGCGAGGAUCAGGAAACGGAUCGGAUUGUCGGCCAGCGGGCACAGUGGGGCACGCUUUGAUCGUGGAUCUUGUGCCCUGCGGCGGAAUUUGUUGGCACAUUUGGUGGCCUGCCCAGGGGCCGAGAAAGCGAGCGCAGCUUGGAAAGGUGGUUGCGGCCGACAUGGUGGUGGUUCCAGAACGCGGCUUGUGACGUGAAAGAAGGAAAAAAACCUGCACCCAGGUCGCCGAGAUUGAUUGCAGCGUCGGGACUCUACAUCUGAUGUGCGGUGCUGUAAUGCUUCCGACACUCGCUUCACCUGAUCCACCACGCCACGCGCGACUCUGAAUGAAGCUCCGGGUCUUCUUGCGCUUCUGCCCACGGUGCUCGCGUCCUUCUCGCGCAAGUUUGGCCCGGCAUGUCAUGGAAUGGGUUCGCGGAACGUGACGGGGAUCUGGGAGUCGAGACCUAUGAAGCUUGCAUCGGACUUGGUGUGGAGGAUGGUCAAAUUGAUGCCCAGUAAUAAUGCCCAAACGCGAUUUCGUGUCUGAUCUCCGAUGAAUCAGUGAGUCGGGAAGCUUUGCGGAAUUUUGGAGUUCUAGGGUUUACACCGAACUAUCUGAAUCCCGGCCGGCUUCGAUAGAAUCAGCUAGUUUGAAUGUAUGGACAUGGGGUUCUCGGCUUGAAUUGAAGUACAGACACAGUGUGUGGACUUGGCAGUUUUGCUAUGGCUCGCCCUGGUCCUCAUAAUCGCGACGGAGCGUAGCAGGUCGGUCUGUCGCAUCUAGAAUGCAAAUUGAUGGGCACCGGAGAUAGGUGUUUUAGUACCGAAUCUUGUGAAGAAGACUGUCAAUUAUGCGGAGUAGCAAGCGACUGCCUGCUUUCAUCGUCUCUUGUAUACAAAUAUCGUCGGACGUUUACACCGUCCUUGGUGCUAGACCUCGGACUUGCAGGGAUGUUUAUCGAGAGAGUUUGACAGUGCAUCAGUAAAUUUUGAACGAAGCGAAGAAUGAUCCCUGAUUUGAACACUGAUCAAUUGAGGUACAGAAACUGAGAUGACAAGCGAGAAAACAUUAUGAGUAGUGGUGGGAAAGAAAAAGGGAAGAAGGAGAAGAAAUCGAAGGAAAAAAAGGAAAAGAAGGAAAAAAAGGAAAAAAAGGACAAGAAAGAUAAGGCGAACAAAGAAGCGGACGGUAAGGAGGAGAUCAAAGGGAAUGUCAAGAAGGAUGCACCAAACAAAGACGGGAAGCAAAGGAAACAGAGAAAGAGUGUGACAUUUUCUGAUUCCUAUCCUUUCGAUCCAAAUUAUCGAGACGAGUGCGUGAAAGAUGCCCUCAGCUGUCUGUUCGAAGGGCUGGAGAUUCACAUCAAGGACCUAGCCAUAUAUCCAAAAGUGGUGGCUCACGCCGUUUCUAAAACAGUUGCUCAAAUGGUUCAAAUGCUUUGCUACAGUGAAGUAAAGUGGAUGGUAAAUUGGGAUGAUAUCGAAGGUCGAGCUCACGAUGAGUGGGUACCGAUUCCUGAAUUGCAUCUACCUCCUAUCGACACAUGGGCACGAGCCGUGAUUCCCUUGAAACUAAGUUGUGUACCUAUGACCUUCUUGAAACCCAUACGAUCGCAAGAAGGUCAAUUUCAGCACAUACGAGAUCCGAACGUUUUUUUUGAGAGUGAGGAACCAGUUCCUAGGCUGAUGAGACGGGCUUCGGAUACAAGCCUGGUAAAGAAGGUCAAAAAGUGCAAUUUCUGCACCAUUUUAAGCCGAAAAGAAGGAAAAAGGCGAGCAAGUGAUUCACCGGAUGCGAUACAGAAACGAAGACAAAAGAUGGUGGAAGGAGUGAAGAGGCGUCUCAGUGCUUAUAUUCGAGAUCAAGCCAUGUUGAAUAAGAUUCUUAGAGAUAAAGGCCUUCUGGAAAGGCCCAAGUCUGAGACAGACCUUGAGCAUAAGCAUAAGUCUGCUUAUUUCGAAACCUGGUAUUGAAGCUAACGAUAGUCCUCCUCCUCCUCCUCCGCAAGUCCGCGACCAAUCACAAUUCUUUGUGGAUCUCUGUGAAUCUAGAACGAACUUCUGUCAUCGCCCUUGCAUGGUGUGUUUCUGAUUCGUUGAAUCUCGGCUCAACAGAGCAGAUCCAUGUGUUUGCAUUCGGUGGAAAGAGUAGAUGGAAAAUUGACACCUCUUCUAUUUCUAGAGUAGAUGGAAGCUCUGUCCUUUCAGUUUCACUUCCUUCGGUAUCGCGGCCUUCCCGCCGUGGAGAUGUCUACCUCUAUGCAAUGCAACCUAAUUACAAUUCUAGUGCACGUUGGAGACCUUGCCAGCAAUUUGUUCGUAGGUACACUACAAAAGAGUAAGGUUCUCUGCACUGAUAUGUUUUGACCUCUGUGAAUUGUUCUUAUGGAUUCAACUUUAUGGCAAAUAUCCAUCAGUCAUACUACAGUAAUGGCAACAAUGUUGAUCCUUCCUCCAGCCUCAGAAAAGGAAACUCUCUUCAGCUGUUUGGAGACAUUUAAUCAAGAAGUCCUCUGUGAAGGAUUCGACAUAAUCUUGUCC